AUGGCAAGUUUCUUCCUCACUCAAGUACUUGAAAAGAUGGGUUCAAGAGACAAGGAUAUCCGUUUCAUGGCUACUCACGAUUUAGCCAAUGAAAUGGAAAAGGAAUCCUUCAAGAUGGAUCCUUUAAUGGAACCAAAGAUUGUUCAAAAAUUAUUAACUCUUGUUGAUGAUAAUGCAAAUAAUGUUCAAGAAAAUGUUGUUAAAUGUCUUGGAUUAUUAAUAAAGAUUGUAAAAGAUCAAAUAGCACAAGAGAUUGCAGAUUCAUUGAUCAAGGGAUUAUUAGAGUCUGAAAAGGAGGAUUUGCAUGAAAUCAGUUCGAUUGGGUUAAAGACUAUUAUUGGUAAUAUGACACCCGACUCGACUAUUGCUACACUCGUCACCAAGCGUGUCGCACCAAAGAUGCUCGAAGGUAUCUCUGCCAGCAAACCUGGAGACAAGACUGAAGUCAAGAUGUACUGUCUCGAUAUUCUCAACUACCUUCUUGUCAAGUACGGCUCGUUGGUACCAAACCUCGACCAAGUACGUGACGUUGUCUUGCCCAACCUCUCUGCCACUCGUCCAGCCACCCGUAAGCGUGCUAUCAACUGUUUGGCCAGUUUUGCCAUCCCAGCCUCAGACGACCUUUUCUACGGUCUCAUGGACAACAUUACCAAGCAAAUUGAUGAGGCCAAGAAGGGCGACCAUGUGUCAACCCUCGUUCAAUUGAUUGGCCAAAUCGGUCGUUCCUCUGGCUACCGUCUCGGCAAGUACCUCCCCAAAAUCAUGCAACAUAUCCUCAAGAAUGUUGAAAAUAGCAAAUUUGAAUCCGACGAACUCAAGGAAAACUGUCUUCUCUGUUUUGAAUCCAUCGUUGAAAAGUGUCAAAAGGAUGUCUCUCCCUACCUUAACGAUAUCAUCACCCUCUCCCUCAAAUAUAUUAAAUUCGAUCCAAACUAUGAAGAUGAUGAAGAUGAAGAAAAUGAUGAAAUGGAAACUGAUGAUGAAGAUGAAGAAGAAGAAGAAGACGAGGAUGAUGGAGAUGUAGAUGAUGAUGAUGAUAUUAGUUGGAAGAUUAGAAGAUCAGCUGCCAAGACUUUGGCCGCUGUCAUUACUCAUCGUCCAGAAAUUUUAUUAUCUCUUUCAGAAACUGUUGCACCAACUUUAAUUGGUAGAUUUAGAGAACGUGAAGAAAAUGUCAGAUUGGAAAUCUUUACUACAUAUGUAUUAUUGUUAAAACAAACAAACAAAAAGAAUGUUGAUUUGAAGAGUAUUGGUGUAUUACAUCAACAAGUACCAAAGAUGAUUGCAUCGAUCAAGAAGCCAUUGAAUGACAAGUCGAUCAAGACUAGAGUAGGAGCCUUCCAAUUGCUCAAGGUGACUAUGGAGUUGUUGAAGCCACAACUUUCAGCCGCCGAGAUUACCAUCUUUGUCAAGGCCAUUGGCAGCGCCUUGGUUGAAAAGUCCAACAAUUCGAACCUCAAGAUUGAAGCCCUCUCCUUUUUGCGUGUGCUCCUUGCCACUCAACAAGCCGACGGAUUCCAACCACACAUCAAGGUACUCUCGGUACACAUUGUCAAGUGCGUAAGAGAGUCUUACUACCGUGUCUCGUCAGAGGCUCUUCGUGUAUGUCAAGAGUUUGUUACUGUUCUCCGUGCCGCCGACAAGCAAGCCAAGCCAGACUUGUCCAUUGUCAACGAAAUCUUUGAAGGUACACUCCAACAACUCAAGGCUCAAGACAUUGAUCAAGAGGUUAAGGAAUCUGCCAUCUCUUGUAUGGGUAUCAUCAUCUCGGUGUUUGGCGACGUUCUCUCUGCCCAACAAUUGCAGCCAUGUCUCUCGAUUCUCUUUUUGGAUCGUCUCGAGAAUGAAAUCACCCGUGUUGUUGCUCUCAAGGCCAUCUCCAAGAUUAUCACCUCGUCAUCUACCCAAAUCGAUCUCUCUUCGGUCAUCUCCAAGACUAUCGACCUCUUGACCACUUUCCUCAGAAAGAACAACAGAUCACUCAAACAAAAUACCAUCCAAACUUUUGUCGACAUUGCCACUCAUAUUCCAAAUUCUAUCACUGCAUCUCAAUUACCUUCUAUUUUAACUGAACUUUCUUCAAAUAUUAGUGAAAGUGAUUUACAAUUAACCAAUUUAUCAUUUGUAUUUUAUAAACAAUUAUUGGCAACACAUGCUAGUAGCAUUAAAUUAUUCAAGGAGAAACUGUUACCAUCAAUUUUGGCAUUGUUAAAGAGCUCUGUAUUACAAGGAGUUGCAUUGGAAUCAUUGUUACAACUGCUUGCCGACGUUGUACCAAAGAAGGAAGCCGGUGUCACAUUUGGCGAUCUUUUGGCCGCUCUCUUUGAUGCUGCCUCGCAAAUCAAGCAGCCAGCCACCCGUCAAUCAAUUGCUGCCAUUUCACAGUGUAUUGCCGUCAUUACCAUUGCCUCGGGCGACCAAAUCAAGCCAACCGUCGAGAAGCUCAUCAAGAACCUUUCCUCCAAUGAUGACUCGCUCGUUCUCCUCUCACUCACCACUAUUGGUGAGAUUGGUCGUCGUACCAACUUGUCGUCUGUCAGCUCGACCAUUCAAAACGACAUUUUCAAGACAUUUGACGCCAGCAAUGAAGAAGUCAAGCAAGUUGCUGCCUUGUCACUCGGAAACAUUGCCGUUGCUGCCCUUGCCACCUAUGUCCCAUUCAUCUUGGACAAUAUCAGAUCGCAACCAAAGAAGCAAUAUUUGUUGUUACAUUCACUCAAAGAGUUGAUUGUCAAGCUUACAGCUGCCGGCACUAUUGCCCAAAUCCUUCCAUUCUUGCCAACUAUUCUCCCAUUGCUCUUUGAAAACAGUACCAAUGAAGAAGAAGGUACUCGUAACUUGGUUGCAGAGUGUCUUGGUAAGUUGGCCAUGGUCGACCCCAAGAACAUCAUCCCACAACUCGAAGCCAAGAUUGGCACCAACUCACCAUUUGCCGAAGCCACCGUCGUCACCUCGAUCAAGUUUGCCAUCCUCGAGUCCAAGAAUGGACUGGCCACCGACUAUUUGGAGCCCAUUGUCACCCGUUUCCUCGCUUUGCUCAACAACCCAGACCUCGUUGUCAAGCGUGCCGCCCUCCUCACACUCAACUACAUCUCGCACAACCGUCCUGCACUCAUCCGUGGUAACCUCCCCGUCUACUUGCCCAUCCUCUACAACAACUGUCGUAUCAAGCCCGAACUCAUCCGUGAGGUUGAUCUCGGACCCUUCAAGCACAAAGUUGAUGACGGUAUUGAAAUUAGAAAGACUGCUUUCGAGUGUAUGUACACGUUGCUCGAUACCUCUGGCGACAAGAUUGACAUGGCUCCAUUCAUCGAGUCGAUUGCCGCCGGUCUCAAGGACACCCAACACGACAUCAAGUUGCUCUGUCAUCUCCUCAUUGUCCGUCUCUCCAUGGUCAGUGGACAAGCCCUCCUCGAAGGUCUCUCCUCCUUGGUCGACCCAUUCAAGACUACCCUCUUGGCCAAGGUUGCCGACCAAACCGUCAAGCAACAAGUCGAGCGUAACGAAGAGUGCAUCCGUAGUGCCCUCCGUGCCAUCGCCUCUAUCCACCGUAUCCCAUCCUCAGAGUCUAUCGUCAAGUUUGAAGAGUUUGUCCGUACCACCAUCCGUCAAAAUCAAAAACUCAACACUACCUUUAACACUAUUCUCGAGGAAGAUCAAUCUAUUCAUGAUGAAAAGAUGGAUACUGGAUCAGAUUAA
This is a messenger RNA of Cavenderia fasciculata, 3699 nucleotides long. RefSeq names its product HEAT repeat-containing protein (gene cand1). The transcript has 5 exons. The record is from RefSeq and is a predicted model, not a curated record. Bases 1 to 3699 code for a protein of 1232 amino acids. Lineage: Eukaryota; Evosea; Eumycetozoa; Acytosteliales; Cavenderiaceae. Gene Ontology annotation, cellular component: nucleus. Gene Ontology annotation, biological process: protein ubiquitination; SCF complex assembly.